Lampris incognitus (smalleye Pacific opah) is the source of this 2247-nucleotide messenger RNA. Its product is annotated as interleukin-1 receptor type 2-like. The record is from RefSeq and is a predicted model, not a curated record. The coding region runs from base 21 to 425 and encodes 134 amino acids. The transcript has 5 exons. Lineage: Eukaryota; Metazoa; Chordata; Actinopteri; Lampriformes; Lampridae.
CAGCUGUUCAAGGAGCCAGCAUGAAGGUUGUUGGUGUGUUAGCAGCCUUGGGAACUCUCUGCUCCAUGCUGCCAGAUGUUUCUGCAGAUGAAUCUCCUAAAAUCGUUGGGCCAGACCAUAUUCAGCUGAAAGUUUGUCCAGGGAAACAGUUAGUUCUUGACUGCAAGGCAUAUCCAAAUUGUGAAGAUGAUCUAACCCUUAUCUAUUGGUUGGUCAAUGGCUCCUUCCUUGAAAUAGAAUUUGACGAUGGAAGAAUGACAGAAACAGAGGAAUCAACAUCUGAGGGUGGCGCCAUACUGCAGAGGAGUUUGAUGGUGAAGAACGUCACAUCAGAAGACUUCAAUUCCACCUUCACCUGUGUGGUGACAAAUCCCGCUGGGAUCGCGCAAAAGUACAUCACUCUAGAAAGCAAGAAUAACCAGUGAUCCUGAUACAGCCCGCAUUACUGAAAUGUUAGAGCGCUGACAAAGUUUUAUAUAUACAUAUAUUUUAUUUUUUUGAGAACUUGCACAAUGCAUCCUAGAAAUACAUUGAAUUACAGAUUGUCUUCAAAGUAUCUUUGUUCCGUGCCAAUUGUGAGAGCAGCAACAAGAGUUGUGUGGGUGAAAUAUAGGGUCCAGUUAACACAAUCUAGCUAAAUAUAUGAAGUGUCACUGGAUUUUCAAUAUAUAUUUUUAAAUUAUUUAGGGUUAGGGUCAGAGCUGGUAGAUUAUGUCUUUGUUGUAAUAAUGCUUCCUGGCAAUAAAUCUUAUACCGUUGGAAAGCCUGUUUAUUUCCCUUUUAAAUGGUGCCACAUUUGUAAGGAACAUGCAUUUGUGGGAUGAGCAGCAGAGCUGAGUAUGUGGGUUGCACCCAUGAAAAAAUUGCCAAAUCUUCUCUGCCAAUGCCAAACAGCUUAUUUUGCUGCCGUUAUUGACUCUUGUUUUGAGCUUCUGGUACCGACAAUCAGGUGCCUGAUAUAAGAUUUAUUGCCAAGAAGCAUUGUUACAACAAAGAAAUAAUCUACCAAACACAAAUUUCAUAUAUAUAUAAAGAUAGAUGUAGGAAAAAAAAAACUUUAAUUCAUAGCAGUACGAGCCUGUUUCGUGCAUCGCACACUCAUCAGCUGCCAAGUUGGCUAUACCACAAAGAAAAAAACCAGCAAAUAAAUGCUAUGUUGCCUUGCACCACGCCCCUAUUUGCGGUUCACAGCAACCAAUGGGAGGGUAGGAAACGUUUGAAAAGUAACAUCAGGCACAUUGCAACCAAUGAGGGAGGAGCUGGGCUCAAUUUGAAAAAGUAAGGGCUUAAAGGGCCGGGCACUAUUGGAAUGGGGUAAUUUACAUAUGGGGUACUUUACCAAUGGGGUACUUUACGUAUGUCAUCUAGUGGAGUGGGUCCGGAGCACAACCGAAAGAGAAGGCAGGCAAAACAUAAAAAUACCACAUCCAAUAAUGGUCAUCACAUGUAUCUCAUCCAAUGGGAGGGGGGGGGGGUGGAAUAAUAAAGACAAUGGCUUAUUUGUAGUCUUAAAGUAGAUAUUUUUUUCUCUGUCUACAGCUGGUGACCAAUUCAUUUCUACUGUUCAAGGUAGACAUAUCAGGCUUGCAAAUAAUUAAAUAUUUCUCUGCUGAGCAUAGGUUACAUCUUUUGCUGUUAGUUGAAUAUGCAUUGCUCUUAGUAAGGUUUUUCCAUGAGUUAGAGUAACUAAUGUUCUUGUCCACCAAUGACCAAAUUUAGCGGCCUAAGGCUGUUGCAUUUCUUGAAUGCUCAUUCCUGAAGCUACUGAAGCUACUGAUAUGGGCGUUAAACUUAAUUUUUAAGGGCCCUCUGUUAGUCCAAUCUAAGUGUCCACUUUGCAGUUGUCUUCUGUUGUCACUGAUGCCUGGUAAAUGACUCCCUCUGUCUGGCAUUUUCCUUCAAGGGGGCAUGAUGCCUUAGCAUGGCAGUUAUAGAUAGUGGUAUUUGGCUGUGUUGGGGGCGUCUGUGCCUUGGUCAUGAUGCUUGUGUUGUGGGAUGAUAUAACUUGCUGAACAUUUGGCAUGCAGCUGUAGCUAAUUUUGACAGUGUUCCUGUUGAAUAUUUUUCUUAGCUGAUCUGCGGUAAAGCACUCAUCCAAAAGUUUUAAAAAUAGUUUUCCAUGAUUGCUUACGGCAAUAAACUGGACUUUACUGUCUCAUAAGAAAUUUACUUCAAUCACUGGAUUAAUUUGCUCCUUAUUUGUUGAGCUCUUUUCCUACAGUUGAGUAUUUCUUUUAACAAGUGUUU